Messenger RNA from Ceratosolen solmsi marchali, 482 nucleotides. RefSeq names its product ribosomal protein L40 (gene RpL40). Gene Ontology annotation, cellular component: ribosome. The record is from RefSeq and is a predicted model, not a curated record. Gene Ontology annotation, biological process: translation. The coding region runs from base 76 to 462 and encodes 128 amino acids. Lineage: Eukaryota; Metazoa; Arthropoda; Insecta; Hymenoptera; Agaonidae. The transcript is spliced from 3 exons. Gene Ontology annotation, molecular function: structural constituent of ribosome; protein binding.
UCAAUUGGAAAAUACAUCAUCUAUAUUGUAACAAAUUUAUCUCAGUUAUAUUGAGGAAUCGAUAGAUAAUUGACAAUGCAAAUCUUCGUUAAAACUUUAACAGGGAAGACUAUUACCCUAGAAGUAGAAGCAUCAGAUACGAUUGAAAAUGUGAAAGCUAAGAUACAAGAUAAAGAAGGCAUCCCUCCAGAUCAACAAAGAUUAAUUUUUGCUGGAAAACAACUUGAAGACGGUCGUACUUUAUCUGACUAUAAUAUUCAAAAAGAAUCUACUUUACAUCUUGUAUUGCGUCUUAGAGGAGGUGUUAUUGAGCCAACUCUUAGAAUUCUUGCUCAAAAAUACAAUUGCGACAAAAUGAUUUGUAGAAAAUGUUAUGCUCGUCUUCAUCCUCGUGCUACCAAUUGUCGUAAAAAGAAAUGUGGACAUACAAACAAUAUCCGCCCAAAGAAGAAAUUAAAAUAAAUAAUUUAUUCUAAAAAAUU